GCAAACGAAAAAACAAUCGAAAUCUUUUCUCUCACACAUAUACAUAUAUAUAUACGGAAUUUGGACGCAAAAUCCAUGUCCGGCCAGGACGGCAUGCCAUUAGCAGGAGUUUUUGAGAAAUAUGUUGGUAAUUAAGAAUCUUAUGAUCAAACAUGGAGCGAGCCACCUAUUAUUGUAAUUUACAAAAAGGACAAUAACAAGUGUGUUUGGACACCAUCUUCUACUUUAAUAAAUGUGGAGAGAUAUUAAAGACGUGCGUUGGUGAUUAGUUCCAAACAUACAUAAGCCAGAGCCAGACCAAGUCAACAAGGACUUAUUACACUGUGCCCUUAUUCAAUUUGUCCUAGUUGUUUGUUAGGAUUAAUUAGGCCAUUAGCUUCCACGCGAGCUCAUUGUGAUUGUGUUGUACCCAAUCAAGUGCAUGUGUCUCCUCGUUCAUUACUCACGCAAGUGUAUGUUCCCACGGUUAUAAAAAAUAGUAUUCAAUUUCAAUGGCAAUGGAGACUAUCUUUCCGACUACUCAUCUCUAUGUCGGCUUCAACACAAAUCUAUAUUAAUAUAAAUAACAAAUAUCUUUUACAUUCGCCAGUUGUGCUGUUCUUAUGUUAAAUUUGAGUUUCAUUAUACCAAACCGAUCUAGAUUCAAAUCAAUAAAUCAGACUGUUCAAAUCUUGCUUAUUUGUAAUUUUGAUUUAUCGAAAUAAAAUAGCAAUUGUGUCGUUAGCUCACUUGUAUUGUGAAUGCAUUAGAUUCCCAUUCCCAACUUCAGUAAUUCAGGUUCUGAAAUCAAAGUUGCAGCUUUCUUCUCAGGAUCAAUUUGGCUAGUGCGGCUAGAAUGUGUGCAUAUAGCGUGUCCUUUUAAAGUUUGACCAAAUUGGAUUUGGACUAUAAAAAAACAAGACAGUUGUUUGGCAUAGGAAUAGGAAUUAGGAAGCUACCCGGAAAUUUCCCUAUGGAGCCUCUGGCACGAAAUAUGAGCUUUUAAAUAGAUAGCCAGCAUUGAAUUCACAGAAUGAAGUUCUUUCCUACUCACUUAAGUACUUUACCACUCUGAUUUUCUGACAAAAUCCACCAUGACAAGCAGCCAAAAUAUGAAAUAUGAUGGUCAUGGCAGCUCAUUUAUCAUUGACAUAGCCACCACAGUUAAUUACACCAUCAACAAAGCCAAAAAAAGAUGGCGUUUUGCUUAUACAGCCAUUUAUUCUAGACGUGUGAUGCUUGCCCUGGCCAAAGAAGUCAUAUCUAAAAGAAAUACAAACUCCAAUCCCUACUCUAAACUCUUCCAAACUCAGUCUUCCAAUUCCACCAACACUAUUGAUAUAAUUGAGCCUCUGAUUCCCCAACAUGGAACCAAUCAUUACUCUUUGGUUCCUGAUGUUGACAAGGCCAGACUUGCUAGUAUGGUAAAGGACAAAAACUUGUUAGCCUUUAAUGAGUUUGGAGGAGUUGAAGGUGUUGCCAAUAUUCUUGGAACCACUCCAGCAAAGGGAAUCACUGGCAGUGAUGAUGACAUCGCCCAAAGGCGUGAUUUAUUUGGUUCAAACACUUACCAGAGGCCACCUCCCAAGGUCUUCCUGAGCUUUGUGGUGGAAGCUUUCAAUGACACCACUAUUCUGAUCCUUCUUGUUUGUGCUGGCCUUUCCCUUGGCUUUGGCAUAAAAGAGCAUGGACCAGGUGAAGGCUGGUACGAAGGGGGGAGUAUAUUUGUAGCAGUCUUUCUGGUAGUGGUUGUCACUGCACUCAGCAACUUCAGACAAGAGAGACAAUUUGACAAAUUGUCUAAGAUAAGCAACGACAUCAAAGUAGAAGUUGUGAGAAAUGGAAGGCCGCAGCAGAUAUCCAUCUUUGAAGUUCUUGUGGGGGAUAUUGUGUCCCUCAAGAUUGGUGAUCAAAUUCCAGCUGAUGGAUUGUUCAUGAGUGGCCAUUCUUUGCAUGUGGAUGAAUCAAGUAUGACAGGUGAGAGCGACCACGUAGAAAUUGAGCCCUUAAAAAGCCCCUUCUUGUUGUCUGGUGCAAAAGUUGUGGAUGGUUUUGCUCAGAUGCUUGUGACAUCUGUCGGAACCAACACAGCAUGGGGUGAAAUGAUGAGCUCAAUAUCACGAGACACCAACGAAAGGACACCAUUACAGGCUCGCCUUGACAAGUUAACCUCUUCCAUUGGAAAGGUAGGCCUCACAGUCGCUUUUUUUGUUCUCAUAGUCUUGUUAAUACGUUAUUUCACCGGAAACACUCAAGACGAUAAAGGGAAUAAGGAGUUCCAGGGGAGUAAGACCGAUAUAAAUGACGUUUUCAAUGCGGUUGUGCGUAUUGUUGCAGCUGCAGUCACUAUUGUGGUUGUGGCAAUCCCGGAGGGUCUGCCAUUGGCUGUCACUCUUACACUAGCUUACUCCAUGAAAAGAAUGAUGGCAGACCAAGCAAUGGUUAGGAAACUUUCUGCUUGUGAAACCAUGGGGUCAGCAACAGUUAUUUGCACCGAUAAAACUGGCACCUUAACUUUAAAUCAAAUGAGAGUCACCAAGUUUUGGCUUGGCCUAGAAAAUGUUAUGGAAAACUUUUCCAAUGCAAUGGCCUCUAAUGUUCUUCAGUUAUUCCACCAAGCAGUUGGCCUUAACACAACUGGCAGUGUCUAUAAAGCUUCAUCGACAUCUGAACCUGAAAUUUCUGGUAGUCCGACAGAGAAAGCUAUACUCUUGUGGGCCGUAUCUGAUUUAGGCAUGGACAUGGAUGAACUGAAGAGCACACAUAAAGUUCUCCAUGUUGAAACAUUUAACUCAGAGAAGAAACGAAGUGGCAUUGCGAUAAAGAAGGAGACCAACAACACAGUUCACGUGCAUUGGAAAGGUGCUGCAGAGAUUAUACUUGAUAUGUGUUCGAAUUAUAUUGACAAUAACGGCAUAGAGAAGUCUCUUGAUGAAGAACGGAGUAAACUUGAGAAGAUAAUACAAGGCAUGGCUGCUUGUAGCCUACGAUGUAUCGCAUUUGCUCACAUGCAGAUUUCAGAAGACAUUGAUUAUAACGAUAAGGAGAAUGCACAUCAAAUCCUUAGAAAAAAUGGCUUGACCUUGUUAGGCAUUGUUGGCCUCAAGGAUCCAUGCCGACCCGACGUCAAGAAGGCUGUGGAAACUUGUAAACUUGCAGGAGUUAGUAUCAAGAUGAUUACUGGAGAUAACAUAUUCACUGCAAGGGCAAUAGCAACAGAAUGUGGAAUAUUAGACCUUGAUGGCCACGUGAACCCGGGAGAAGUGGUGGAAGGUAUGGAAUUCAGGAACUACACGGAGGAAGUUAGAAUGGAGAAAGUUGACAAGAUCCGUGUGAUGGCGAGAUCAUCCCCUUUGGACAAGCAUUUGAUGGUGCAAUGCUUGAAAAAGAAAGGCCAUGUUGUUGCAGUCACAGGAGAUGGCACGAAUGAUGCACCUGCACUUAAAGAAGCUGAUAUUGGGCUUUCUAUGGGGAUCCAAGGAACUGAGGUUGCCAAGGAGAGUUCUGACAUUGUCAUCUUAGACGACAACUUCAAUUCUGUUGCCACUGUAUUAAGGUGGGGCCGAUGUGUUUACAACAACAUCCAGAAAUUCAUCCAGUUUCAACUAACCGUGAAUGUUGCAGCUCUAGUGAUCAAUUUUAUUGCAGCAGUUUCUUCGGGAGAUGUUCCCCUAACAACAGUUCAACUAUUAUGGGUAAAUCUCAUUAUGGAUACUCUAGGAGCUUUGGCACUGGCCACAGAAAGGCCUACAAAGGAGUUAAUGGAGAAAAAGCCAGUGGGUAGAACUGAGCCUCUUAUUACUAGUAUUAUGUGGAGAAACCUUUUAGCUCAAGCUUUAUAUCAGAUUGCUGUCCUCUUGGUUUUACAAUUCAAUGGAAAGUCAAUCUUCAAUGUAAAUGAGGAGGUAAAGGAUACUCUAAUUUUUAAUGCUUUUGUUCUCUGCCAAGUUUUCAACGAGUUCAACUCUAGAAGUAUGGAGAAACUUAAUGUAUUCGAAGGCAUUCUCAAAAACCACUUGUUUCUUGGAAUUGUGGGCAUUACUGUGGUUCUUCAAGUUGUGAUGGUGGAACUCCUAAGGAAGUUUGCUGAUACAGAGAGAUUAACAUGGGAGCAAUGGGGAAUUUGUAUUGGAAUUGCAGCUAUGUCAUGGCCAAUUGCUUGGUUUACAAAGCGCCUACCUGUCUCAGAUAAACCGUUCGCCAGCCACGUUAAGUGGGUAAAAUUAUUGGUCUUCAAAAUUAAGCAUAUUUUUAAUUUUACCUCAUCACACGUCUGAAGAAUCAUAAAUUCCAAGCAUCGUGAACACUUCAAUAUGGGAUAUUCGUGUAUAUGAUGUAUGGAAAUUCAAGAUCCUUCAUGGUCAAAACAUAAGGGGUCUUGAAUUUCCAUACGUCUUAUACCUAAAUAUCAUAUAUUUAAUUGUUCUAGAUGUUUGGAAUUAUAUCAAACACCUUUAUUUAGGGUAGUAAUUAUGGAUAGGAGAAGUAGUUUAAAAAUCUGUGUGUUGUGAAAGUAUAAUAUAUAAUAGUAACAACCAAUUCCUAAAAUGCGGAAUUGGGGUGGGAAUUAGGAUAGAGGUUAUAAAUUCAUGUUAAAAACUCUUUGAUGUACUAAAAGAAGUAUAAAAGCUAUUAGGGUUGUGAGACCUUAAAAGUUAAAAUUGAUAUAAGCAGAGUUGCAUACAUUCUUCACAAGCCUCUGUUAUAUCAUUUGUCUGUUAGCUUGUUACUGAUAUGUUAUCAUUGUUGCUUAAAUUGACUGUUUGAGCUGAAGGUCAAGGAUAGAAACUACUAUGAUACGUUGAGCAUCAUGCUUAGCUAAACGUGUAGAUCAUAGUCCAGAUGAACCAUAAACAAGGAGAACCCAAAAGGAAAGAAUAAACAGAUUUCUUAUGAGCACUUAGUUGAUAUUGAAGACCUGAUCUAAAGCUCAUAUCAAAUAUUAUGUGAUAAAAUCUAUGUGUAGCUCUUCUAAUGUUGCUAAACAAUCUACAUGAAAUUUGUAACUGUUGCUUCAUUAUCCAA
Cajanus cajan (pigeon pea) is the source of this 5004-nucleotide messenger RNA. Its product is annotated as ATPase E1-E2 type family protein / haloacid dehalogenase-like hydrolase family protein. The record is from RefSeq and is a predicted model, not a curated record. Gene Ontology annotation, molecular function: ATP binding; ATP hydrolysis activity; P-type calcium transporter activity. Gene Ontology annotation, biological process: calcium ion transmembrane transport. Gene Ontology annotation, cellular component: intracellular membrane-bounded organelle; plasma membrane. NCBI's taxonomy places the organism in Eukaryota, Viridiplantae, Streptophyta, Magnoliopsida, Fabales, Fabaceae.